Triticum turgidum subsp. durum (durum wheat) is the source of this 210-nucleotide messenger RNA. NCBI's taxonomy places the organism in Eukaryota, Viridiplantae, Streptophyta, Magnoliopsida, Poales, Poaceae. The record is from the annotation of a GenBank genome assembly.
AUGGUUAGGAUGCUGGACCUCGCCGCCAACAAGGGCUUCGCCGCGCCCGGCAAUGUCAUCGGUCUAGCCUUCGCCUUCGUGGCCGUCGUCGCGGUCGUGGCCAUCGCCGUGUUCAGCUGCUCUGAUGGGGCGGACAAGUCAGACGCCAAGCACAAAAAGAAACGCAAGGCCCAACCCGUCGUUGUUGUUUUCGGCGGUGGAGGCUGCUAA